This is a messenger RNA of Penicillium longicatenatum, 3024 nucleotides long. RefSeq names its product VWA and PH domain-containing RING finger protein. The record is from RefSeq and is a predicted model, not a curated record. Bases 1 to 3024 code for a protein of 1007 amino acids. Lineage: Eukaryota; Fungi; Ascomycota; Eurotiomycetes; Eurotiales; Aspergillaceae. The transcript has 2 exons.
AUGGAGGUUGACCGCACUCGCACUCGGAGAGAGAGGACGUUCAUUGGCAGCGAAUGUGCUGUCUGCGAGGAGCCGCUCGAACACACCCUGCGGGGAGAACGGAUUCUCCAGUUUUCCUGCAGCCACGUGUCUCAUGAAGCAUGCUUCUAUGAAUUCAUUCGCGAAUUUGAAUCACAAUACUGCCCAACCUGCAAUGCACCCCUCGGCCUCGACACGAGCCGCGGAGGCAAUGUUUUGGAUAUCGAGAAAAUCAGCAAUAUUGUGCGCUCGGUGACCAUGAGCGAUGCCGCCACUACGCGGAGUGGCUUGACGGGCCCGAACGCAUGGGAACAGCAGUCGAUCCGUCGACCACCUAGUGACAGUGGAAGUCGCUCGAACAACCGGGACCCGUCAUUUGGAACGCGCCGCGACAGCCGUGAUACUACCGGCCAGCGGGAGCGUGUCGAGCGCCUGACCACCGCAUCGCAACCUCGUCAACCCCACUCACGCAACGGUAGCGCGGCGGGCUCUUCGGAGAAUUACAAUGAGGGUCAACAUCCCAGCAGUGGACGGCGACAUGACUACGACGUGCAAGCCAUGGAAUCGGACUUGAGUCCGCGGCAAGGGGUUACCAAGAACCCCAUCCCGGCCCCGAUUGUCACCGUGCGCAGCGAAUUCCCCACCAUGAACCGAUCUCGGCAGCAACAGUCUCUGACAUGCCUGAUCACCGUGGAAGUGCCCGAAGGAAAUUGGCGCCCGAAUGUGGAAGACCUGCGACACAGCCAGGCCACCCAACAGCAACUGGAUGAGCCAUAUUCUGCCCGAUUUGGAGGUUCGCAGGAUGCCCGCUCCAUCCAACAGGAACCGGCGGAGAAUUUGGAUGAAAUCGCCGAGGAGCUUAAAAGCCGGGUCGACAACUGGCAUGGCCUGGAGUUCAACCGCUUUGGCAAGCUGCGUCUGCACGGACAAAUGCGCGUUGGCAAGGACCGAGAAUCAUGGCAAGAGUUGGAAUGUUACUUGUUCGCUGAGAUGCUCAUCUGCGUCAAGGAAAAGAAGCCAUCCAGCUCUCAGCAAUACGAAGAACCGGAAAAGCGCAAGCGGCCACGCUGCACUCUCAAGGGUUCGAUCCUCAUUAAGAAGCACUUGAAAUCCCUGGAGGCGGGCGUCGACGAGCCCAUUCUCUCUCUUAACCUGUCGGUCAGCGAACUCCCUUACUUCUAUUUGCGCUUCCAGUCUCGUCAGCAACUGGAGAUGUGGCGCCGGGCCUUGAUGGAUCUACACCCGGUGGAGAACCUGUCGCGUGCUCAGGAAUAUGAACUUGAUCACUCUGGUGCGGAAGACGAUGACUACCGGACCAGCCGCAUCCAACGACAAGCAUCCAUCAACUCGUCCUACGGUGCGGGCAAGUCAAAUAAUACCGCUAUCACUGAUUACAGCAAUCCCGAUAUGGAUAAACUGUCCAUCGACUCGUUCCACGUGCCUAUCGAUAUCGUGGUGGUUAUUCCUGUAUCCUCGUCCAUGCAGGGUCUUAAGAUUACCCUGUUGCGCGAUGCCCUUAAGUUCCUUGUUAUGAACCUUGGAGCCCGAGACCGGAUGGGUUUGGUGACAUUCGGCUCGAGUGGUGGUGGAGUGCCUUUGGUAGGCAUGACCACCAAGAACUGGAGUGGAUGGAACAAGAUCCUUGAUUCGAUUCGGCCCGUGGGCCAGAAGAGUCUUCGAGCUGAUGUGGUCGAGGGUGCGAAUGUGGCCAUGGAUCUCCUGAUGCAGCGCAAGUUGAACAAUCCCGUUUCGACCAUCUUGUUGAUCAGUGAUUCAUCUACCUCAGAUCCCGAAAGCGUUGAUUUCGUGGUCUCGCGCGCCGAGGCUGCCAAGAUCAACAUCCACUCAUUUGGACUUGGCCUGACCCACAAACCGGACACGAUGAUUGAGCUCUCCACACGUACCAAGGGCUCCUAUCUCUACGUGAAGGACUGGAUGAUGCUGCGGGAAUGUGUUGCCGGCUGCUUGGGUGCCUUGCAGACCACAUCCCACCAAAAUGUCAAGCUCAAGCUUCGCCUGCCUGAAGGAUCCCCGGCCAAGUUUGUGAAGAUUAGCGGUGCCCUUCACACCACCAAACGCGCUACAGGCAAGGAUGCCGAAGCGGCUUUGGGAGACCUCCGAUUCGGUGACAAACGCGAUGUCUUAGUGCAACUGGUCAUCUCCCCCGAUAAUGCCACACAAGACAACAUGCCUCAGGACCCCUGGGAGAGCUUGGUCUCCGGAUUGGAGGCGCUGGGCGGUGGCCUAGAUGGGGACGAGCAGCGGGUACUCAGUGUGGAAGAGGUUCCAUUGAUCCAGGCUGAUCUGACCUAUGGGGACCUUCUUCGGGAUGGCCAUCUCACUCAUUCCCCUCGCCCAUCGUUGCUCGCCAUUACCAUGCUCCCACCAAAUCCCAAGGCCAAGAACCAGCGACCCAUGACUCCUCCCAUCCCCCCUCACCCCUCAAUUGUGCAGCGGCGUAUGGAGCUGCUUACCUCUGAUAUGUUGACCCGCGCUCUCACUCUUGUUUCUCGCGGCCAACAUGACCGGGGGCAGCAUCUUCUGAAUGAGACUCGAAGCAUCCUCAAGGGUCUCGGUAAGGGUGGCCUGCCUCCACUUCCCCCAGUCGCUUCGCGGCCUUCGGGCACGAGCGAUUCGGGCAGCCGAGGCGACCACACCCCAAGCUCCUCCUCGCCCAAGUCUUCCACUUUUGCAGAGAGCCAUGCCUCUUCCGCAUCCGAAACCGCCACUAUCACACCGUCCUCUUCUGUUGACAGUCAGACCAUGAACGCCCUCAACGCGGAUUUGGAUUCUGCUUUGGAAUGGAUCAACCACCCCGCUGUCUUCGGCCGCGAUUCUCGCAAGGCGGUGCUGCAGAGUAUCGGCGUCAUAUCAUCACAGCGCGCCUACACUUACCGCACGCCGUCCGAAGCUCACUGGGCACAACGGAUUGCUGGCGUCCGUCGGUUGACAGACCGAUCAAAAGACUGGCGUGAGAUGGGCGACGAUGCAUUGACCGAAGAGUAA